UCCUGGAAGGGAUGGAGGAGGCCGGGGCCGACUGCGCCUUAGCUUUCGCCGAGGCCCAGAGAUGGGUGGAGGCAGUAACAGAGAAGCAUUUUGAAACAAAGGAUUUUCGAGCUUCUCUGGAGAACGGUGUUCUGUUGUGUGAUUUGGUUAAUAAACUUAAACCUGGCGUCAUUAAGAAGAUCAAUAGAUUAUCCACACCAAUAGCAGGUUUGGAUAAUAUAAACGUUUUUUUGAAAGCUUGUGAACAGAUUGGAUUGAAAGAAGCCCAGCUUUUCCAUCCUGGGGAUCUACAGGAUUUAUCAAACCGAGUCACCGUCAGGCAAGAAGAGACUGAUAGGAGAGUGAAAAAUGUUUUGAUAACACUGUACUGGUUGGGAAGAAAAGCACAAAGUAACCCAUACUAUAAUGGACCCUAUCUUAAUUUGAAAGCCUUUGAGAAUCUUUUAGGACAAGCUCUGACUAAGGCUCUUGAAGACUCCAGCUGUCUGAAAAGGAGUGGCAGGGACAGUGGUUACGGUGAUCUCUGGUGUACUGAACGUGGAGAAUUUCCUACUUCUUCGGGCAACCACAAGCGAGAAGAUUCCUUCGAAAGCUUGGACUCUUUGGGGUCUAGGUCAUUCACAAGCUGCUGCUGCGAUAAUAUUUUGAGAGGCGGACGUGAGGGUUGUGAAAGUGACACAGAUUCUGAAUUUACAUCCAAAAUGCAGGAUUAUAAUAAAGAUGAUAUGUCCUAUCGAAGGAUUUCGGCUAUUGAACCAAAAUCUGCUUUACCGUUCAAUCGUUUUUUGCCCAAUAAAAGUAGACAGCCAUCCUAUGUGCCGGCUCCAUUGCGGAAGAAAAAGCCUGACAAAAAUGAGGAUAACAGAAGAAGUUGGGCCAGCCCGGUCUAUCCAGAAGCAGAUGGAACAUUUCCAAGUAACGAGAGGAGGACUUGGGGCACAAAUGUGGAGAACUGGCCAAGAGUACAAGAAACUUCAAACUCCUCUUGUUACUUGGAAGAGGAAGAAGAAAAGACAAGUAUGCCCAACACUGUAAAGGAUGAUCUAUACGUGCGAAAGCUAAGUCCAAUCAUGCCAAACCCAGGGAAUGCUUUUGAUCAGUUUCUUCCCAAAUGUUGGAUCCCAGAAGACGUGAACUGGAAAAGAAUAAAAAGGGAAACUUACAAACCAUGGUAUAAAGAAUUUCAGGGAUUCAGUCAGUUUUUAUUACUUCAGGCACUCCAAACAUACUCUGAUGACAUCUUGUCUUCUGAAACAAAUAUCAAAAUUGAUCCCACUGCCGGCCCAAGGCUCAUAACACGCAGAAAGAAUGUCUCUUCUGCACCAGGGUGUAAAAGAGAUGACCUUGAGAUGUCAACCCUAGAUCCUGACUUAGAAAAUGAUGAUUUCUUUGUCAGAAAGACUGGGGCUUUCCAUGCAAAUCCAUAUGUUCUCCGGGCUUUCGAAGACUUUAGAAGGUUUUCUGAGCAAGAUGAUCCUGUAGAGCGAGAUAUAAUUCUGCAGUGUAGAGAAGGUGAACUUGUACUUCCAGAUCUAGAAAAAGAUGAUAUGAUUGUUCGCCGAAUUCCAGCGCCGAAGAAAGAGGUGCCUCUCUCAGGGGCCCCGGAUAGAUACCAACCAGUCCCUUUCCCUGAACCCUGGACUCUUCCUCCAGAAAUUCAAGCAAAAUUUCUCUGUGUACUUGAAAGGACACGCCCACCCAAAGAAAAAAGAAAAAGCUGUAGAGUAUUAGUGCCUUCCUACAGGCAGAAGAAAGAUGACAUGUUGACUCGCAAGAUCCAGUCUUGGCAGCUGGGGACGACUGUGCCUCCUGUCAGUUUCACCCCUGGUCCCUGCAGUGAGGCGGACCUCCGGAAGUGGGAGGCCAUCCGGGAGGCCAGCAGACUUAGGCACAAGAAACGGCUGAUGGUCGAGAGACUCUUUCAAAAGAUUUAUGGUGAGAAUGGGAGUAAGUCCAUGAGUGAUGUCAGCGCAGAGGAUAUUCAGAACUUGCGUCAGCUGCGUUACGAGGAGAUGCAGAAAAUAAAAUCACAACUAAAAGAACAAGACCAGAAAUGGCAAGAUGAUCUUGCAAAAUGGAAAGAUCGUCGAAAAAGCUACACUUCAGAUCUGCAGAAGAAAAAGGAAGAGAGGGAAGAAAUUGAAAAGCAGGCACUUGAGAAAUCUGAGAGAAGCUCUAAGACAUUUAAGGAAAUGCUACAGGACAGGUACUUUCCUCCAUGUGGGUGCCAGGGACACCUGAUCCCACCGUUUCGUGUUUGUUUUCAGGAUCAGUUCAGUGAUAUGAGAAUCAGCAUAAACCAGACGCCUGGGAGCGGUCUUGACUUUGGGUUUACAGUAAAAUGGGCUUUUUCUGGGAUCUUCGUUGCAUCAGUCGAAGCAGGUAGCCCAGCAGAAUUUUCUCAGCUACAGGUAGAUGAUGAAAUUAUUGCUAUUAACAACACCAAGUUUUCAUAUAAGGACACAGAAGAGUGGGAAGCAACCAUGGCUAAUGCUAAAGAAACUGGAAACCUAGUAAUGGAUAUCAGGCGCUAUGGAAAAUCUGGUUCACCCGAAACAAAGUGGAUUGAUGCAACUUCUGGAAUUUACAACUCAGAAAUAUCUUCAAAUCUGUCAAUAACAACUGAUUUCUCAGAAAGCCUCCAGCAUUCUAAUAUUGAAUCCAAGGAAAUGAAUGGAAUUCAUGAUGAAAGUACUACUUUUGAAUCAAAAGCAUCUGAACCUAUUUCUUUGAAAAACUUAAAAAGGCGAUCACAAUUUUUUGAACAAGGAAGCUCAGAUUCUGUGGUUCCUGAUCUUCCAGUUCCGACUCUCAGUGCCCCAAGCCGCUGGGCGUGGGAUCAAGAGGAGGAGCGGAAGCGGCAGGAAAGGUGGCAGAAGGAGCAGGACCGCCUGCUGCAGGAAAAAUAUCAACGUGAGCAGGAGAGACUCAGGGAAGAGUGGCAAAGGGCUAAGCAGGAAGCCGAGAGAGAGAAUUACAAGUACUUGAAUGAGGAACUGAUGGUCCUGAGCUCAAACAGCAUUUCUCUGCCCACCCGGGAGCCUGCCGUGGCCACCUCGGAAGCCUCCUGGGGUGAGGGGUCCAAGUCGUCAGACUGGGAAGGGACCCGAGCAGGAGAGGAGGAGAGGAGACAGCCAAAAGAAGGUGCAGAGGAGGACCAAAGAAAGAAGCUGCAGGAGCAACUCACGCUUGAGAAAGAGAGGAAACUGAAGGAGCAACAACAUGAGGAAGAGCCAGAGCAGAAGCAGCGUCAGGAGGAGGCCCAGGAGCAGAAGCACCAGGCAGAGAGAGAGAGGGAAACUUCAGUCAAAAUAUACCAGUAUAAAAGGCCUGUUGAUUCCUAUGACAUACCAAAGAGAGAGCAAAAAUCUUCAGGGCUGCUUCCUAGUGACAGGAAUAAAUCCAGAUCCACAACUGAACUGAAUGAUUACCCUACAAAUAAAAAUGGAGGCAAUAAAUAUUUAGACCAAAUUGGGAGCACUAGCUCAUCACAGAGGAGCUCCAAGAAGGAACAAGUCCCAUCGGAAGCAGAGUUAGAGAGACAACAAAUUCUUCAAGAAAUGAGAAAGAGAACAUCUCUUCUCAAUGACAACAGCUGGAUCCGGCAGCGCAGUUCCAGUGUACAUAAGGAGCCGAUCUGUCUGCCUGGGAUUAUGAGAAGAGGUGAAUCUCUAGAUAACCUGGAUUCCCCAAGAUCCAGUUCUUGGAAACCAUCCCCUUGGCUCAAUCAGCCUUCAGGAAUCCAUGCUUCUUCCUCUGUUCAAGACUUCAGUCGCCCCCCGCCUCAGCUGGUGUCCACGUCAAACCGGGCCUACAUGCGGAAUCCAUCCUCCAGCAUCCCCCCUCCUUCCACUGGUUCCGUGAAGACCACCGCUGCACCUUCUCCCACACCACGCAGCCAUUCUCCUUCAGCAUCACAGCCGGGCUCCCAGCUCCGCAACAGUGUGUGGCCUGUGAGUGUCAUCUCGGAGGCUCCAGCUCAGGAGCCGAAGUCAGAAUCAGAAACCACCAACUCUACUGCAACGACUGCUAUCUCAGAUUCAAAUCUGGACGGCCAACCGCCAUGUGAUGUAAGCCUCCAUACGAAAGCACUGUUGCAGAUAGAAGAAGAGGUGGUUGCUCCUGAUGUAGAUCUAUAAAUACGUGUUAUAUGUCGUUUUUGCUCUUUUUUUGAAAAGGAUAACACUUCUUUUUUUUUAAAUUUUUUGCCUCUCUAGAUUACAUCAGAGCAUUAUGGUCUUGGUAGAACCUAUAUUUUUGUUGUUGUUUAUUUAUAAGAAGGUGAUUCUGUGUGUGUGGGGGGGGAAGUGCAGUAUUUACUUUUUGAAUUCAACAUCUUAAAAGCACAAGGGAAAAAUAAGAACUUCAAAAUAUUUUUGAUGCUGAUAUUGAUCUAGUUUGACUUUCUAGUGGUGUUUUGAAGAGGGUUAUUUUAUUGUUUUUUUUUUAAAAAGGUUCUGAAACAUUAUUUGAAAUAGUUAAUAUAAAUAUAUAAUUGUGUUUGCUCUGUUUAUUGUAAUGUAUACUAAAUUAAUGCAGAACCGUAUAGGAAAUUUCACUAAAAUCUACCCACAAAUUUGCUUUCUAUGUCCUUCUUUUCAUCUAUGUAAUAUUGUGCUUUUUAAAAAAAUUUUUUUAGCAUAUGUGACAUUUUAUUUGCUUGAUGAGGGGAUCUCUAUUUUCUUCACCAGAAUGAUCACUAAGCAAUGCCCAAUAGAAAGCUGCUGCUUUUCAUUAAUACAGAAUCAUCAUGGUUUGUAUACCAAAAGUUUUCUCCAGGAACUAAUAAGCCUUUCUGUUCCACUGUGUUUGUAAAUAAACUUGCUGAUGCAUUAA
Molecule: messenger RNA, 4836 nt
Organism: Leptonychotes weddellii (Weddell seal)
Lineage: Eukaryota; Metazoa; Chordata; Mammalia; Carnivora; Phocidae
Source: RefSeq, a predicted model, not a curated record